AUGUAUAAUUCAAGAUCUUUAUGUAAUCGCUAUCUUCAAAACAAUAAGCUCAACAAAUAUCUCUUAAUAAUGGAUGUAUUUAAAAUAUAUCUAAUAAAUGAUCAACUAUAAAAAUUGGAGUAGAAAAUGAAAGAUUUCAAAAACUAGAAUUAACCGAAUAAAGAAUUCAAUAGGUCAAAGAUGAUUUUAAUGAAAUUUAAGAAUAAAUAUUCACUAAAUUUAAUGGACUCUGGGAUCAAAUAACUAUAUAUUCUCUAUCCAAACUACUAGGUUGAAGAAGACAGAUUAGUAAAAGAAUAAACAUGUGAAACUACGAAAAAGGAAAUUUUGCAUUUAGAGAAGAAAAUUGAAAAUGUUAUUCAAAAUGUAACUUAAACUAAAAAGGAGUAGAUUUUAUUGGAGCAAUUUACCAAAGACUAUAAAAUGAUCUAUCAAAAUCUAAGAAGCAAUUAGAACAGAAGAUAAUGA
Paramecium tetraurelia is the source of this 468-nucleotide messenger RNA. RefSeq lists its product as uncharacterized. Lineage: Eukaryota; Ciliophora; Oligohymenophorea; Peniculida; Parameciidae. The transcript is spliced from 2 exons. The record is from RefSeq and is a predicted model, not a curated record.